Messenger RNA from Triplophysa rosa, 1729 nucleotides. RefSeq names its product alkB homolog 6 (gene alkbh6). NCBI's taxonomy places the organism in Eukaryota, Metazoa, Chordata, Actinopteri, Cypriniformes, Nemacheilidae. The record is from RefSeq and is a predicted model, not a curated record. The transcript is spliced from 6 exons. Bases 233 to 946 code for a protein of 237 amino acids.
UUGAUACUAGUACCACUGAUAUGUGGAUAGUACAUAUCAAUGGAUGUUUGUGCUCAUUCUUCAACUUUUUAACUAUGUUAGCAUCAUUGUGAACAAUACUGAAGUCAUUUCUUUGACUGUGUUGUUUCAUACGUAGUUUGAUUUUUAGACGCGCUUCUCAGCUGUAUAUUAAAAAAUAAAAUCAGAAAAACUACAGCAUGACAAGCCAGGUGUUCGUAUUAACGUUCGCAUAAUGACAGCGAUGGCAAAUCCUUGUAAUAUUGCAGCAGACCUGGAAAAAUACAUUGUGAGAAAGGCUCCUCCAACUGUGUAUUACAUUCCAAACUUCAUUAAGGAGGCUGAGGAGGAGUGUCUGCUGAAGCAGGUAUACUCAUCUCCUAAACCCAAAUGGACGCAGUUAUCAGGGCGGAGGCUACAAAACUGGGGUGGAUUGCCGCAUCCCAAAGGAAUGGUUGCUGAGAAACUCCCUGAUUGGCUGCUGAAGUACGCUGAGAAAAUAUCUCUGCUUGGAGCAUUUGCAGGAAAAACAGCAAAUCAUGUUCUUGUAAAUGAAUACAAGCCUGGAGAGGGAAUCAUGCCGCAUGAAGAUGGACCACUGUAUCACCCCACAGUGACCACUAUCACUCUGGGCUCUCAUACACUUCUGGAUUUCUACAGGCCUGUUUGUCAGAAUCAGACCGAAAUUCCUCAAACAGAAGAGAGCCGUUACAUGUUGUCACUGCUGGUACAGCGACAAAGUCUACUGAUUCUUCAGGAUGACAUGUAUAAAUGCUACCUACAUGGUAUCAAAGGAGUUUAUGAUGAUGUUUUGUCAGAACACGUGGUAAAUCUCUCUUCAGCAGGGGCUCAGGUGGGAGACACACUUUCCCGGAGCACCAGAGUCUCGCUUACCAUCCGUCAUGUUCCCAAAGUCAUUCGGGCCAAUCUGUUACUUGGCAAGAAGUAACACACACUUAAGGACUUGCUUGAACUGUGAACUAGAUAAACCGGUUAAACCUGUCAAACCCCCCCAAGUAAAGUGUUUAAAUGCAACACACAAAUGUGUCAACAAUAUGCUGUAAGGCAAAGCAUAAGGAUAUCUUCGGCAUUCAUUACUGGGUAGCAUUUAUGCUUAUUGUUUGACAUUGUAAUAAUAACAAUGUGCCCUGGAGAAGUUUCACAAGUUGCCAUAAAAUACAUGACGCCAUACAUACUGUGCCAUGAAAUAUAGGUGGUACUCUAGUGUUUAAAAUGUCUAUAUUAUAAUUGGUGAGAAAGCUGACUAAGAAACUUUUCUCUUCAGAAUACUUCCUGAACUAAAAUGUCUUAAGGCUUGUCUUAUCUUAUACAAACAAGAUCUUAAGAACAGUAAAGCAAAUGACUGCUUUUGCAACUAAGUAAAUAUAUUGUGUAUGUAUGUUUGACUUGUUUUUUUGAUGCAACCAAGAUCAAGUCACGUUUUGUAUAUUGCUUUUUAUAAUACUUGUUGUUUCAAAUCAGCUUGCAUAAUUGUUUCACUUCUGCAGGCUCUAGUAAAACAACUUAAAAAGAAAACUGCUUUAACGUUUUUAGGCUCAUACAUGCAAACUAGUUGGCCAAGUGUCUGCCCCUAAAAUUCCUGGAAAUAUGGUUAGGUAUUUCUCUACUACGUUUGCGCAACGCAAAUUGUAGUGGUGUAAAGUAUUGGAGUAAAUAUAUGUAAUUGUACUUCGUAUUAAAGAUAUAAGCAACUUUUACUCUCUACUUAACU